Molecule: messenger RNA, 1362 nt
Organism: Erinaceus europaeus (western European hedgehog)
Lineage: Eukaryota; Metazoa; Chordata; Mammalia; Eulipotyphla; Erinaceidae
Gene: DNAAF4
Product: dynein axonemal assembly factor 4
Exons: 9
Coding region: 87-1346 (419 amino acids)
Biological process (GO): outer dynein arm assembly; cilium movement; inner dynein arm assembly
Molecular function (GO): nuclear estrogen receptor binding
Source: RefSeq, a predicted model, not a curated record
GCUGACCCGGAAGUGCUGGCGCGCCGGGACUCGGCUUCCUUGACAACCGCGCCGCGCCGCUCGGUUGCCGUGGACGAGGCGCGGCGAUGCCCCUGCUGGUGAGCAGCUACAGCUGGCAGCAGACCGUCUCCACCGUGAUCCUCACCGUGCCGCUCCCCGGCGCGUGCGUGCGGGAUGCCGACGUGUUCUGCGGGAAGAGAUACCUGAAGGUCAACUGCCCUCCCUUUCUCUUCGAGUUGUUUCUCUACGCUCCCAUAGAUGAUGUGACCAGCAAAGCCAAGAUUGGGAAUGACACGAUCGUCUUCACCUUGUAUAAAAAAAAAGCGGCCAUGUGGGAGAGCCUCUCCAUGUCUCGUGUCGACAAAGAGAUGAUGAAAGCAAUAAGGGAGAAAUCAAUUUUACAAGCACAAGAAACAGCCGAAGAAGCUGCAGAAGCUAGAGCUGCAGCAAGACGGGAAGAUCAGAAAUACGCCCUGAAUGUCAUGAUGAAGAUUGAAGAAGAAGAGCGGAAAAAAAUAGAAGACAUGAAAGAAAACGAACGAGUAAAGGCAACUAAAGAAUUGGAAGCGUGGAAAGAGUGCCAGGGAAAAGCUGAAAAACAGCAGCGAAGUCAGAGAAGAGAUAAAAUCCGCCAGCAGGAAAAGCCGACUGGAGAAGAGAGGAGCAAGUUGGAACAGAAGAGUCGCACCGGGAGCUCGGCCCCUAGAAAGCCUGCCUUGAAGGGGAGAAACUCAGGAAAUAUGUUUUCUGAGACAUCAAAGAAAGAGAUUCCUGCACCCCGCACCAGUGGCAGUAUUAAAAUCAACUUUACCCCUCGAGUAUUCCCGACUGCUCUCCGAGAGUCAUGGGUAGCAGAAGAGGAGGAGUGGCUACACAAACAGGCAGAGGCACGAAGAGCAAUGAACGCUGAUGUUCCUGAACUUGGUGAUUUGAAAGAAGAAGAAAAGAAUCCGGAAUGGUUGAAGGACAAAGGAAACAAACUGUUUGCAGCGGCAGACUACCUGGCGGCUGUCAAUGCGUACAAUCUAGCCAUAAGGCUGAAUAGCAGGCUCCCUCUCCUGUACUUGAAUCGUGCCGCCUGCCACCUGAAGCUGAAGAACUUGCACAAGGCCAUUGAAGACUCCUCCAAGGCUUUAGAAUUACUGACACCGGCUGUUGCAGACAACGCUAAUGCCAGAAUGAAAGCACAUGUGCGACGAGGAACAGCUUUCUGCCAGCUGGAGCUGUACGUGGAAGGUUUACAAGAUUAUGAAGCUGCACUGAAGAUUGAUCCAUCCAACCAAGUCGUACAAAAUGAUGCUGAGAAGAUUCGGAAUAUAAUUCAAGGAACAGAAUUAAAAUCUUAAUCAGUCCGAAAAGCAA